AUGCAGUCUGAAGAGAAAUCGAUCUUGCCGACGUCGCUGUCGUCCCCAUCCACAUCAGUGUCCGACGUGAGCUCGACUGUGGUGGUUCAUUCAUAUUCGUUGUAUGUGGAGAGCGAUUCCCGGACACGGUUUCCUGUCGAAACCACGGCCCACUACGACCCCAAGACGCAAGAGUUUAUUUUGAACUCGCCAACACUCACCAGUCGCAAGUGGUGGCCCGGCGGGCUCUGCAAAACCGCCAACCACUGCGUGCUCCAUGCCCGGCUGUUCCUGGACGGCAACGACCGCGGCAUCGAGGCGUUUUUGGUGCCACUUCGAGACACCGCGACGCACAGGCCGUUUCCUGGGAUCACGUUGGGGGACAUCGGUCACAAGAUUGGGUUCCAGUCGGUCGACAACGGCUUUUCCGUGCUGGACCACGUGCGCAUUCCGAGUCGAAACAUGCUCAUGCGCUUUGCCAAAGUGGCCCCGGACGGGUCGUUUUCCAAACUUCCGAUGGACAAGUUGGUGUACUUCAACAUGGUCAAGAUCCGUGUUUUGGUGGCGGUGGUGUGCGCACGGUACGAAGCUUUCCUGGCAUCGUGUCGACUGCGAAGGUGCAUUGCUGUCGUCGUGGGCCACGACCAUCCCAUCGUCGUACAAUAUUGA
Aphanomyces invadans is the source of this 648-nucleotide messenger RNA. RefSeq lists its product as hypothetical. Gene Ontology annotation, cellular component: peroxisome. Bases 1 to 648 code for a protein of 215 amino acids. The record is from RefSeq and is a predicted model, not a curated record. Gene Ontology annotation, molecular function: acyl-CoA oxidase activity; fatty acid binding; FAD binding. Gene Ontology annotation, biological process: fatty acid beta-oxidation using acyl-CoA oxidase; lipid homeostasis. Lineage: Eukaryota; Oomycota; Saprolegniomycetes; Saprolegniales; Verrucalvaceae. The transcript is spliced from 2 exons.